AUGAACAAAGCAACACCUAAUAAGAUACUUGAUAACACCGAUUUGAUCACGAACCCUAAAAAAAUCGCGAACAUUUUCAACUCCCAUUUCUCCCAAAUUGCCAACACUGUUAUCAAAGAAUCUGCACAUCACCAACCUAAUUUCGAUGCCUUGCGUAAUUUUGUGGACACUCGACUUUGCAAAGACCACCAAUUCACAAUUCCGCCUAUGACUGCUGAAUAUCUAUUCAACGAGAUCAACAACCUGUCAUGUCACAAGGCAAAGGGAAUUGAUGCCAUCAACGUCCAUCUUCUUAAGAUCGGCUGCAAUGAUCUCCUUCCAUCGCUUCUGUACCUCUACAACUCCAGCAUAACCUCAGGCAUCUUUCCAGACCAGUGGAAAAUUAGCAAAAUUACGCCGAUUUUUAAGAAGGGUUCACGCCAAGACAAAGAUAACUAUAGACCAAUCUCUGUAUUGUCAGUACUGUCAAAAAUCGUGGAACGCUAUUACGGAUUACAUCUCAUAAGCUAUCUUAACGAAAACAACUUACUUACAAGCUCACAAUUUGGAUCACGGCCCCUUCAUUCCUGUGAAACAAUGUUACUGCAACUUACAAACACGUUACUUCAUAGCAUGGACAAAGGUGAACUAAGUGGAAUACUCCUAGUAGAUUUCCGGAAAGCUUUUGACCUGAUAAACCAUGAACUUCUCCUACAGAAACUUGCUAUCUACGGACUUAAAGACGAAACACUACAAUGGUUCAGAUCCUACCUGACAGAACGGAAACAACUCGUCUCAAUUGCCCACUCAACCUCAGAUCUCUUACCAGUUCGCAGUGGCGUCCCGCAAGGUUCAUCUCUUGGGCCUCUCCUCUUCAUCCUGUUUAUCAAUGACAUCCCUCUUGCAAAUACUCAAUGCAAUACCUAUAUCUAUGUUGAUGAAACUACUUUAGCCAAUUCUGGACCAACAAUCAAUACGGUACGAACACACUUGCAAUCUGGAGCUGACAACCUCGCUACCUGGGCAUCUGAGAAUAGAAUGGCAAUACAUCCUGACAAGACCAAAGUUUUGCUAGUUGGAACGAAGAGAAAACUCGUGACCAUAUCUGAGCCUCUUAACAUCUCCAUUUGUGGCACCACCCUAUCCCAAUCAUCUUCCGGAAAACUUCUUGGAAUACACAUGGAUGAUUGCCUAAGUUGGAAUGAACACAUCUCUGCUGUUAUAAAGAAAUUCAAUACCAAACUAGAACUAGUUAAACGUGCUAAACCUUACUUAACACCUGAACUUUUACUUGUCUUAUACAACAGUUUGGCCAAGCCUACUCUAGAAUAUUGCUGCAGUGUGUGGGGUAACUGUUCUGGGGAUGCGCUUAGUCAAUUAACCUCCGCCCAAAAAAGAGCUGCAAGAAUUCUCGUGAACGCGGACUACACUACUCAUAGAUAUCUCAUAUGA
Messenger RNA from Paramuricea clavata, 1431 nucleotides. The record is from the annotation of a GenBank genome assembly. Lineage: Eukaryota; Metazoa; Cnidaria; Anthozoa; Malacalcyonacea; Plexauridae.